GGCUGCACAGGGACACCAGCGUGUGUACCACAUUAUCUACUUACGCCAUCUGUGGACUGUUGUUGUGCUUGUUCAGAAACUACAUACGCGGCAUCGAACAGAUGGGCUCGCGCGAACUGACAGUUUGUCAACUAGUGAACUAAGUUGGAGGGAUGAAGUUGUGAGAAGCGCGGAGGAUACGGACGGUCCCCGCGUGAGGUUUUGUCUCACUCGUUAUCAUAAGUGGUUCUAUUUCUUUUUUAUUCUUCCUGAAUGUGAAGGAGGGAGGUAAAAAAAAAAAGAAAAAAAGGAGGUGGACCCACGCGCAGUCGCCGGUCUCGUGGCUCCUUUGUAUACACGGCAGCUCCCUGACAGACAGCGCGCCGGGCACAGUCCACCACACAUGUGGACUCCCUCAGACAUGAACCAGGCGUGAAGAGGAGGAAUAUCCAAACUUUGACCUCCGGCUCGUCUCGUUUACCUUCCCCCCCUAAAGAGAGCAGAAGCCGGGGUCAGCACCGCCGCGUCUCCCCCCGUCUCUCCUCCUUGCGCUUGGAUUGUAACCGGCAGAAAGUCACCGGGCUCCGGCUCCAGCUGCUCCGACACUCGCACACUCACCAUGGAUGUAAGGUUUUAUCCGACCGCCGCUGGGAACACUAUCCCCGGAGAGCCGGCCAACAUGGAUUUUGCCCACUGUUUGGGCUACUACAACUUCAACAAGUUCCAGAAUAACAACAACUACAUGAACAUGGCGGAGGCAAAUGGUGCGCUGCUCGCUGCUGGUGAUACUUUCCAUACACCCAGUUUGGGUGACGAGGAGUUUGAAAUUCCUCCCAUUACACCUCCACCAGAGACCGAGUCUAGUCUGGGUCUAUCGGAUGUGGACUCACCUUUCCCAGGGAUGCCGGAGCCCCCGGGUCCACUCAGGGGUCCAUUAAUCCCCCAGUUCCCCCCUCAGAGCCUGGACCUGCCCUCUAUUACCAUUUCACGCAACAUGAUGGACCAGGAAAGCAUGUCUGUCAAUGCCGGGCAACCUGUGAACAUGGGGCCAGGCCACCUCCGCCAGUACCCACAAAACCCAGCCAUGGUGAUGAAGUCCAUCAUCAACAUGAACAGCACCAACGGCAUGAUAUCACGGAAUCAGCUGACCACCAUCAACCAAUCCCAACUUAACGCACAGUUGAGCCUAAACAUGGGGGGACCCAACAUAACCCACACCUCCCCGUCUCCGCCGGCCAGCAAGUCUGCCACGCCGUCGCCCUCCAGCUCUAUAAACGAAGAUGACCAGGAUGACGGCAACAGGGUCAUUGGUGAGAAACGACCGGCUCCCAUAGAUCCCGUAAAGAAGCCCAAGACUCCAAAGAAGAAGAAGAAGAAGGAUCCCAAUGAGCCUCAGAAGCCGGUGUCGGCUUAUGCCCUGUUCUUCAGAGACACGCAGGCCGCCAUCAAGGGACAGAAUCCCAACGCCACCUUCGGAGAGGUUUCCAAGAUCGUGGCGUCCAUGUGGGACGGUCUGGGAGAGGAACAGAAGCAGGUUUACAAAAGCAAAACAGAAGCGGCCAAGAAAGAAUAUUUAAAAGCUCUCGCAGCGUAUCGUGCUAGCCUGGUUUCCAAGGCCGCAGCAGAGUCAGCAGAGGCUCAGACAAUCCGCUCUGUGCAGCAGACCCUGGCCUCCACCAGCCUGUCUCCAGGCCUGGUGAUGCCUUCACCCCUCAACCACCACCCCUCCAUGUCAGCAGUAUCCCAGGCCCUCCAACUAGCACUUCCAAGGCCCAUAGCCCCAAAGCCUCUGCAGAUGAGACUGGGAGGAAAUCAGAUUGUGACCUCCGUAACAGUUUCCCACCCAAACAUGUCCUCCGGGAUGUCACCGCAGCAGCUUGGCCAGAUGGGUGCCGGAGGGGGCAUGGUGGCUGGUGCCCAGUCCACAGCUCAGAUGAGCCCGCCCAUGCAACCGGUGCAGCAGCAUGCGAUGCAGCACAUCCAGCAGCAGCAACAGCAGCAGCAGAUGCAGCAGCACCUUCAGCACCAUCAGAUGCAGCAGCAGCAGAUGCAUCACCAGCAAAUCCAGCAACAGAUGCAGCAUCAGCAUUUCCAACACCACCUCCAGCAGCAGCUGCAGCAGCACCACAUUCAGCAGCAGCAGCAGCAGCAGCAACAACAGCAGCAACAACAACAGCAGCAGCAACAACAGCAGCAGCAGCAGCAGCAGAUGCAGAUGCAGCAGAUGCAGUUGCAGCAUCAAAUGCAUCAGCAGCAGAUUCAACAUCUCCAGCAGCAUCAGCAACAACAGCACCAGUCCCAGUGUUCCCCACCCCAGCAUUCCCCUGGCACACCACAUUCAGUGGCAGGGUCUGCGUCGCUCGGCAGCCCCCAGCCCGCCCAACAGCAGCAACCACACCCCUCCCAAAUCCAGGCCCACGCUCAGGUCCUGUCCCAGGUCAGCAUUUACUGAGCCAAAUGGAAAUCCUAUCUCAAAGAACAGGAAUAAAAAUAAAAGCAUCAUUCCACGUUGCUUUUCUAAGUUGCACUUAAGAAGUGUGUAAGAUUUAGAAUGUUAUACAAAGAAAUUGUCCAUUGUUAUAGACGGAUAUGCACAUGCGUGUACAGGAAGUAAAACAUGUUAGCUGGGGUUUUGUCUAUAAAAUAGGCUGAGCUGUGACAGAAGCCUGUUUGGGGCGAGCGCCCAGCGAUUGUUUAUUUGUUUGUUUGUGAGGUCUCUCAGUUGUCAAUUUAAACUGACUGGGCACACAAUAUGUUGGAAGACGUGCGUCUUUCGCUGUUUUAUUUAACAAUAAAGCUUUAUUUAUGAGGCCAGAGUCGUCAGCUCAUCGCAGCAAAAGUACAUUUUGCAUGCGUUUACACAAAAUGAUUUUUAUCAGCUGAUGACUGGACUUAGUGACCCACAGGUGGAAACCAGUGAACCCACACAUCACGUCUUUGUCCCCACACUGGCCAGUAUAUAAUGAUACUUUCUUCACUCCAACCUUCCUCUCUUAACAAUCAACUCUUACAGACGUAACUGAGCAACAACAGUAUAGAGGAAAUCAUCCAAAUAGUCAGGCGUCGGGACCCGGUGGUGUUAGAACACAUUCAGAUGAAUGAUGCACACGCAGACAGUGUCGUGAAGAAAAAGGGGAACUGAAAAUAUGAAGGACUGAACAGACAGAGUCAGAGACUGCCAUAAAUCAUUUAUGUAAUCACAUCAUCAAACUGUAGCUGUAAUCUGCUGUACAUGUUUUGUAGAGUGGGGAGAGACGAGACCUCCUUUAUCCAGUAAUCUAUCCUGCAGGUGAUUUGCCCCAAAGCGUAUAACUGGCACCCCCCCAUAAAAAAAAAAAACACAUCUUUAAUCUAUUUGUUUUUACUUCAGAUGUUUAACAAUUAAAUUAUGUUUUUAUUUUGUGUAAAAAAGGGGAUAUUUUAUGGUAAAUACAAAUUUCUGGAUCAAGGAAGCUGGUUUGGGGAUUGAUGUAUUUUUACUCUGCUCCUUGAUACUGUCAUUGUUUAAAAAAGAAAAAACUAGCAGAGCCAGUUUGUUGCACUGCCAAAGCCAACUAAAGAGGCAUCGGAGGUAUUUUUGCCAGCUGUACAGAAGUCCCUGAAAAAAACUGAAAAUGUUGUACAUUUUUCAUAUCACCUGUUGUAAAGUUUUAAUAUGUGAGGCUUUAAUUAAAACAUUGUUAAACGACCUGUGGAUUGCUAUAUCACAUAGUGCAUUUCUGCUCUUUUAUACUUUUUUAUGAGUUACAAUAGCAGCGAUUCAUUUUCUUUGUACUUUUGCUUACAAACCCAACUGCUUCUGGAAAAUGUCCAUAGAAUAAAUGCUUAUUGGUACAGAGCUCUAGAAAAUGUGUUUUUUCCGCCAACAUCGGGGAAAAAUUCACUAAAUGUUUAGGGGUUUUAUUUUUUGCUGGGCCAUGAAGUGGAAUCCAGAGACGUUCCAUCUCUAAUAUGAUAGUAGCCAUAAUUUUGUAUGAAGUAUAUAUUUCUUUGUGUCGCUGUUUAAAAUUAAACUAUCAAUCACAAAUA
Platichthys flesus (European flounder) is the source of this 4008-nucleotide messenger RNA. It is a transcript of the gene tox3, whose product is annotated as TOX high mobility group box family member 3. Gene Ontology annotation, molecular function: chromatin DNA binding. Lineage: Eukaryota; Metazoa; Chordata; Actinopteri; Pleuronectiformes; Pleuronectidae. Bases 599 to 2431 code for a protein of 610 amino acids. Gene Ontology annotation, cellular component: nucleus. Gene Ontology annotation, biological process: regulation of transcription by RNA polymerase II. The transcript is spliced from 7 exons. The record is from RefSeq and is a predicted model, not a curated record.